GAGCGCGAGGAGCAUCAGCGGUUCUGAACUGAAGAGAUCAGCCUGGAGUCUGUCUCAGUUUCUCUCACUGGCAGCCGUCGCGCGCAUCCGUGCCGGGAUACGAUAGCUUUCUUACGGGCAUUCGCUGGCGGGAGACUCGGCUCUAUUUAUCCACACUUGAAGCUUUAAAAUUGUGCUUUUAUGUGUGAUGCUUAUAUUCUGACGUUUUAAUGCGUUAUCUUAUAUUAUUUUAUAUAUGUAUAUUAGUAGUUGUUUGACAGUUGGGGUUAAUUGGAUGUUCACCCCGUUGCCUUUUUAAAUAGGCGGAUGGUUAAAGAAUACAUUAAGUGCUAAUGGUAGCAGCACAACAGCAAAACUCAGGUUGUUUAGUCUUUUAGGUGUAAUUACGUUAAUUUUUAUUUAAAACAAAGUCCUAACGGCAUUAGACAUGAUGAUGAACAUUGUCGUGGAGUUUUUCGUGGUCAUUCUGAAAGUUCUCUGGGCCAUCGUGAUGGCCGGACUCAAGUGGCUCAUACGGCCGAAGGAGAAGAGCGUAGCGGGACAGGUGUGCUUGAUCACCGGGGCGGGCGGCGAACUUGGGCGGCUCUUCGCGAAGGAGUUCGCCCGGCGCCGGGCUACACUGGUGCUGUGGGACAUCAACAGCCACAGCAAUGAGGAGACUGCGGAGAUGGUGCGACAGAUCUACAGAGAGGAAGACAACCCGAUGUCCAAAGAGGGAGCUGUCGAUGGUGUGGAAGAGGUCCCUCCGUUUCAGCCGCAGGUGUAUACGUACGUGGUUGAUGUGGGCAAGAGGGAGAACGUGUACUCCACAGCAGAGAAAGUGCGCAGGGAGGUCGGUGAAGUGAACUUGUUGAUCAACAACGCUGGUGUUGUGUCCGGCCACCACCUGCUGGAAUGCCCCGAUGAGCUGAUCGAGAGGACCAUGGUGGUGAACUGCCAUGCACACUUCUGGACCACCAAGGCAUUUCUUCCCAAGAUGCUAGAGAUGAACCAUGGCCACAUUGUGACAGUUGCCAGUUCACUGGGCCUUUUCAGCACAGCUGGUGUGGAGGAUUACUGCGCUAGCAAGUUUGGUGCCAUCGGCUUCCACGAGUCCCUGAGCCACGAAAUCAAGGCUUCGGAGAAGGACGGUAUCAAGAUGACGUUGGUGUGUCCUUACCUGGUGGACACGGGCAUGUUCAGAGGAUGCAGAAUAAGGAAAGAGAUCGAGCCAUUUCUCCCUCCAUUGAGACCAGAGUUCUGUGUGACACAGUCCAUGAGGGCCAUCCUGACAGACCAGCCCAUGAUCUGCACGCCUCGCAUUGUAUACAUGGUCAACUUUAUGAAAAGCAUUUUGCCCUUCGAAGCAAUCGUGUGCAUGUACCGGUUCCUGGGUGCAGAUAAGUGCAUGUACCCCUUCCUUGCUCAGAGGAAAGAGGCGAUGAACAACAACGAGGCAAAGAAUGGGAUCUAGAGGGCGCCGUUUCCAACCCACAAGGGUUCUAACCCGCAUGAGGAUAAGACCACUGAGAGGGCAGAAGGAAGUGAAAAGACUGCGUUUAGACUGGUGCACUUGCAUUUGGCAGAUGCAAAGGUUUACCAUAUUGUUCCUCUGGAACAAAGAAAGCUGUGUACUACACUAAGGAUUUAUUUGUUGAUUUAUGUGUUGUCUUUUUUAAAAGUUUGUUCCAUCUAUAUACUGUGUCAAUAGUUUUGAAAUCAUACAUGAGCUAUUCAGUAAUUAACUAUUUACGUAAUGUAGUCACCAGCAUUAUCUAGCGUCUUUGUGAAACUAUACAGUAUGUUACUGUACGAACAGUAAAUUCUUGUCACUUUUUUUUGUUUUGUUUGUGUGUAGACAUGCACUGUAUUUACUUUCCUCUACACUGCCAACAUUAUCUACACCGUUCAAUGUGGCACCACGCCACUGUUCCCCCUAUUCAAUACAUUUAAAGGCAGCAGCAGGAGAUCAUGUGUCCGAUAGGGCCCAGUUAUGAACCAUGUGAUGUUAUAGAUAAAAUAUUUUGCAUUCCC
Molecule: messenger RNA, 2013 nt
Organism: Rhinichthys klamathensis goyatoka
Lineage: Eukaryota; Metazoa; Chordata; Actinopteri; Cypriniformes; Leuciscidae
Gene: rdh10a
Product: retinol dehydrogenase 10a
Exons: 6
Coding region: 428-1453 (341 amino acids)
Cellular component (GO): lipid droplet
Molecular function (GO): oxidoreductase activity, acting on the CH-OH group of donors, NAD or NADP as acceptor
Source: RefSeq, a predicted model, not a curated record